UUAGUAAGUAUAAAGGCUAAAUGGAGAAAGUCUUUGAAAUAUUCCUUGUUUCUAUGAUAUCAUUUUUAAAAGUUAGCAAAGCUUGUGAUAAUGGUUGGUUUGAGUAUGGAAAGCAUUGUUAUUUUUUCCAAAAUAAAACAUUGAAAGGAAAAAGUUGGAGUGAUGCAUCAAUAUCAUGUCAAGUUAAAGGUGGACAUUUGUUAAGUAUCGAGGAUCAAGCUGAAAAUUCUUUUAUUAAAAACAUUCUAAAAGAUGACACCCUGAAAAAAGAUAAUUAUUGGAUUAGACUCAAUGAUGAUUGUAACAACAGAGAGUUUAUGUGGUCAGAUGACAAAUAUUUAAAGUUCUCUAAUUGGUUACCAAAAAAACCUAACAAUGCUGGAAAUGGAGAAAACUGUGUUGAAACAAAUAAAGUUGGUUGGAAUGAUAAUGAUUGCUUUAAUUAUAAUGGAUUUAUUUGUAAGUUUGUAAAAGAAAAUAAUAAUUCUUGUGAUCAUGGUUGGAUUAAUUAUAAAAAUUUUUGUUAUUUGUUUCAAAGUAAAGAUAUAAAUUUUUAUGGAGUUGAUUGGUUUGAUUCUUAUUUUUUAUGUCUCUCUAAAGGAGGAAAUUUGGUAAGUAUAGAAGAUCAAGAAGAAAAUUCAUUUAUUACAAGUAUUCUAGAGAGAAAUAGUAUGAAAGACCAGAUUUUUUGGAUUGGCCUCAAUUACCUUAUAAGCCAUAAAAGGUUUGUCUGGUCUGAUCAUACUAAAUGGAAUCUAAAAAUACCUAUUGAAAAUAUAUUACCUCAAACAAGCAAUAUUUCUAUUGCAUUAACAAGAUGUGUAGUAAUAAAUGCUAAUAGUUGGAGUGCUCUAAGUUGUUAUGAUAAAUAUGGAUACAUUUGCAAAGUAAAAAGAGAAAGGAGUUGUGUCAGUGAUUGGUUCGAAUUUUCUAGUUAUUGCUACUAUUUUCAUACAGCAAAUGAUUCAAAUGGCAAAAAGUGGGAGCAUUCUUAUUUAAACUGCUUAGAAAAAGGAGGAAAUUUGUUAAGCAUAGAUGAUGAAACUGAAAAUACAUUUAUUUUAAACACUCUAAAAAACUACAAUAUGAGUAAAGAUAAUUAUUGGAUUGGUCUUACUGAUCGUUGGUAUAACUCAUGGUUUUUGUGGUCUGAUAAUACAUACACACAGUAUAUGUAUUCAAAGUUCAAUGGGUUAUUUUAUGAUGUAAAAUUAGAGAGAUGUGUUAGAAUAAAUAAAGCAAAUUGGGAAACAAAAAAUUGUAAAAGUAGAUUAGGAUAUAUAUGUAAAAGUAAGAAAGCAAUCAAUCAAAAUUGUGCUGAAGGUUGGAUAGGUUAUGGAAAACAUUGCUACUUAAUUCGUAGCUUAAAAGAAUUUUUUGGAUAUACUUGGUUAGAAUCUUUUUCAUCGUGUCAGUCUAAAGGAGGAAACUUGGUAAGUAUAAACAAUGAAGAAGAAAAUCGAUUCAUUCAAAACAGUUUAAUCAAAGACAAUAGUGAUUAUUGGAUUGGCCUCAGUAAACUUUGGAACUACAGAAGGUUUGUGUGGUCUGAUAAUACCUACGUACAAUUUUUCAAUUGGAUUGGAGGUGAACCUGACACUACUGAUGAUGUUGAAAAUUGUGUAGAAAUGAACUCCAAUGGAUGGAGCGACAAAGAAUGCACUGUUCUUAAUGGGUUUAUUUGUAAAGUUAAAAGAGUUUCAAUUUCAACUUUAUAUCCUAAUAACUACAAAGUAUCCGUAAUCUCUGUAGCCAUAUUAGUUCCUGUUUUAACUGUUCUUAUUGCAGUUAUUUUUGUUAUUGCUGGAUUGAGGUUUCGCAGAAAAAAAUGCCAAAAAUCAUUGAACCUAAAUCCUUACACUAUUAAUCAACACAUUGGUUGUGGUGAAUUAUUAACAGAUGAAUGGGAGAUAUUCCCAGAAGAUAUUAUUAAAGAUAAAAAAAUUGGAGAAGGAGCAUUUGGUACUGUUUUUGCUGCAAAACUUAGUUUGUCUGUUCUUUCAAAAAGAAAGAACAUGAAACAAAAUCCAGUGUUUAAUGAUAUCUUACAAAACACUUCCGAUGUUGCUGUGAAACUUGUAAAAGAUUCCGCCAAUACAUCAGAACUCAAUGAUUUUUUUGAAGAGAUAAAUUUGAUGAAAAAAAUUGGAUUCCAUAAGAAUAUUGUAAAUUUGAUUGGCUGUUCAACACUAAAGAAACCAUUAUGUUUAAUUUUUGAGUAUAUGGAGCAUGGAGAUUUGCUGAAUUUUCUUAGAAAGAGGCGAACCAAAUUUUGUGCUUUAAAUCUUGAUGGAAAAUCGUCUGUAAAUUUUAUGUAUACACCAGGAUAUCAACAAUCUCUAAAGAAUGAAAUUUUGUUAAAAGAUAACGGGACGUUAACGCCUGACGAUUUGCUGAGUUUUGCUUGGCAAGUGGCAUCAGGAAUGGAAUUUCUUUCAUGUUCUAAAUUGGUUCAUCGAGAUCUGGCUGCAAGAAAUAUUUUGGUUGGAUCAGGAAAAGUAGUAAAAGUAUCAGACUUUGGUCUAACUCGAAAAAUUAAUGAUGAAUUAAACUACAUGAGUAAAAAAAAACGUCAUUUACCGGUCAAGUGGAUGUCUAUUGAAGCUAUUUUUGACCACCUGUUUACAUCAUUUAGCGACGUGUGGGCGUACGGUGUUGUUUUAUUCGAAAUUGUAACUUUGGGAGGUGUACCAUACCCUACUAUAAGUAACCAUGAACUUCUCUCUCUUUUGAAAUCUGGUUAUCGAAUGGAAAAACCUGAAAACUGUUCUGAAAGAAUGUUUGAGAUUAUGUUACAGUGUUGGAACGAGGAUCCAUUACAACGUCCUACAUUUACAACACUACGUGAGUAUUUUGAUGAUGCAAUGUCUCAAGGUGGUUAUUAUCUUCAUUUUGAAUUUGACGAAAAUACUGCGCCAUCAUUUUUGCCAUUUGAGACGGAUGACGAUGACAAUAACACAAUAGAAGAAGAGGUUUUCCAAAAUCCUGUGCACGUAAAGUCAAUCGAGCAUCUAAAGAAAUUUUGUGGUGAAUCCAUUCUUCCUCUCGAAACAUGCGAAAAACAUUGUGAAAAAUUCGUCUUUGUUUAGGUAAACUCGUUACAAUACAUGACAUUACAUUCUUUGAUUUUUCAAAAAACAGAAAGCAUUUUAGACGUUUAUAUUUACAUAUACAAAAUUAUAAUUAAUAGAAUUUUAUUUUUUAUUA
Hydra vulgaris (swiftwater hydra) is the source of this 3207-nucleotide messenger RNA. NCBI's taxonomy places the organism in Eukaryota, Metazoa, Cnidaria, Hydrozoa, Anthoathecata, Hydridae. The record is from RefSeq and is a predicted model, not a curated record.